Molecule: messenger RNA, 913 nt
Organism: Macrobrachium nipponense
Lineage: Eukaryota; Metazoa; Arthropoda; Malacostraca; Decapoda; Palaemonidae
Product: pro-resilin-like
Exons: 2
Coding region: 47-775 (242 amino acids)
Cellular component (GO): extracellular region
Molecular function (GO): chitin binding
Source: RefSeq, a predicted model, not a curated record
UUUACAACUCCCUCAACCAGUCAUCAUUCCGUCUCAGAACCUAACCAUGAGGGCUCUUUUACUCACGGCUCUUUUCGGCCUUGCGCUUGCUGAUAGACGCACCCCAAGCAAUGGUUAUGGUGCUCCACCAAGCAACAACUACGGAGCUCCUCCAAGCAACUCUUAUGGCCCACCCAGAAAUUCAUAUGGAAUAGAUCCCACCAUUGCCGCCUUAGCCGAAAAUAUCCCUGGAGGUGGAGUCCCUGGAGAGGACUACCCAAUCUUGGCCUCUGUCCCUGAUACCGGAUUCGACUGCAACGCCCAGAAUGUCCCGGGAUAUUACGCUGACACUGACCCCGAGGCUGGCUGCCAGGUCUUCCACAUCUGCCAGGACAGGCCCAAUGGACGUCGUCAGCAGGACUCCUUCCUCUGCCCCAACGGCACCAUCUUCAACCAACAGUACCUCGUCUGUGACUGGUGGUUCAACUUCGACUGCGCUGACGCUGAAGACUUCUACUCAGUCAAUGAACUCAUUGGAGUUCAGCCUUAUGGAUAUGGACAAAGUAACGGCAAUGGCAACGGCUCUAACGGUAAUGGUUAUGGCUCUAAUGGUAACAGAAAUGGCAGGAAGAAUGGCAAUGGCAAGAGGAACGGUAAUGGAAAUGGCAAUGGUUAUGGAGCUAAUGGUAAUGGUGCCAAUGGUUUCCUUAAUGACAUCUACGGUCCACCUGCUGCCCCCAGCAAUGGCUAUGGGGCACCUGAAGCUCCUAGUAACAGUUAUGGCGCCCCGUUCUAAAACUGUCUGGGCAACACUUGGUAUCAAAUAUUUAAAUUUUGUGUACAAUUUUACUUACAAUUCCACGCAUACAAUGGUUCUUCAAAUGUUCCUUACUAUGCAACUAAAACCCAAAUAUAAGUUAUAAAGUUAUAUUUA